GAAACCCCCUCAAUCUAAGAAAACGACGACGAAUCUCAAAGCUCUUCUUCUGCCAUUUUCAAGUUCCUCUCCGACGAGCAAUCGGAAGAUUAAUCCAUCUCUUAUCUUCCUUCGCAAGUUCUCUAGCAUCUGGAACCCCCUGCCAGAACAUUCUCUUUAAGAUAUUUUGAUUCAUGAACUCGAGAAGGGAAUACCGUGGUGGAAGAGCUGCCCUUUUCGAUGGAAUUGAAGAGGGUGGUAUCAGGGCUUCACCUAUUUACUCUCAUGAAAUUGAUGAACAGGAUAAUAACAGAGCAAUUGAUGGUUUGCAAGAUAGAGUGCUCAUGUUAAAGAGACUGACAGGAGAUGUACACGAGGAAGUCGAAAGCCAUAACAGAAUGUUGGAUCGAAUGGGAAAUGAUAUGGAUUCGUCAAGGGGUAUACUUUCAGGAACCAUGGAUAAAUUCAAGAUGGUAUUUGAGAAGAAAUCAAGCCGGAAUAUGUUCACACUUGUUGCCGCGUUUGUAGUAAUCUUUCUGGUUGUGUAUUAUUUUACAAGGUGAUGAUGAUGAUGAUGAUUCAAUCACACAUGAAAUGAAUUAGCUGCUUGCAUGAGUGAUAGUAGAGUAACCAUCAUGUGAGGUGUUUCAGUAUGCUGCAACCCUAAGUAACAUAUAUUUGAGAUGAUGACAAUGAAUAUUUUUGAACUUUGAGUUGGCAUAUCUGUUGUUUGUUGCCUUCCUUUGUUACUAAUACUCUAUUGGAACUUGAAAACAUUUAUCUUUUUCCUCGUGA
Messenger RNA from Impatiens glandulifera, 774 nucleotides. Its product is annotated as bet1-like SNARE 1-1. Lineage: Eukaryota; Viridiplantae; Streptophyta; Magnoliopsida; Ericales; Balsaminaceae. The record is from RefSeq and is a predicted model, not a curated record. The transcript has 6 exons. The coding region runs from base 174 to 542 and encodes 122 amino acids.